This is a messenger RNA of Pimephales promelas (fathead minnow), 2476 nucleotides long. It is a transcript of the gene capn2b, whose product is annotated as calpain 2, (m/II) large subunit b. Gene Ontology annotation, cellular component: cytoplasm. NCBI's taxonomy places the organism in Eukaryota, Metazoa, Chordata, Actinopteri, Cypriniformes, Leuciscidae. The record is from RefSeq and is a predicted model, not a curated record. Gene Ontology annotation, biological process: proteolysis. Gene Ontology annotation, molecular function: calcium ion binding; calcium-dependent cysteine-type endopeptidase activity.
AUGACCACUCCUAGAAAGUUUGGGGCGGAGAGUCACAGUAAUCUAAGUUGAAGCAUAAAGACAGUUGCACAUUUCUCAGAUUUUUUUUGGUUCUUCAGAAGUGGAAAAUGUCGGGAGUCGCCUCUACCCUGGCCAAAAAGAGAGCGCAGGCUGCAGGGUUUGGAACGAACGCCAAUGCCACUAAAUACCUCAACCAGGACUUUGAGGCGCUCAGGAGCCAGUGUCUCGGCAGAGGGACCCUGUUCUCAGACCCGACUUUCCCAGCCGCACCCGAAUCCCUGGGCUUUAAAGAACUCGGACCCAACACGUCCAAAACCAGAGGAAUAGUAUGGAAAAGACCCGGGGAGCUGUGCUCGAAACCACAGUUCAUCGUCGGUGGAGCGACACGGACGGAUAUCUGUCAAGGAGCUUUGGGUGACUGCUGGCUGCUAGCGGCUAUCGCAUCCCUGACUCUGAACGAAGACGUUCUGGCCCGAGUGGUGCCCGGCGGACAGAACUUUGAUGACAGUUAUGCUGGAAUCUUCCAUUUCCAGUUCUGGCAGUUUGGUGAAUGGGUGGAUGUUGUCAUUGACGAUCGGCUGCCAGUGAAAGACGGUGCGCUGGUGUUUGUUCACUCCGCCGAGGGAAAUGAAUUUUGGAGCGCCCUGCUGGAGAAGGCCUAUGCGAAGGUGAACGGCUGUUAUGAAGCCCUGUCUGGAGGAUCCACCAGUGAGGGUUUUGAGGAUUUCACUGGAGGCAUCGCUGAGAACUACGACCUGAGUAAAGCGCCGCCCAACAUGUUUCAGAUCAUCCAGAAAGCCCUGGACUCUGGAGCUUUGCUGGGCUGCUCCAUCGAUAUCACAAGUGCUUCUGAUUCAGAAGCCGUCACCCGUCAGAAGCUGGUGAAAGGCCACGCCUACUCGCUCACAGGGGCGACAGAGGUAAACUAUCGUGGCCGCAAGGAGAAGCUGGUCCGUAUGCGCAACCCUUGGGGACAGGUGGAGUGGACCGGAGCCUGGAGUGACGGUUCAUCUGAAUGGAACAGUGUUGCGGCUUCAGAGCGACCUAACGCCAACGCUGAGGAUGGUGAAUUCUGGAUGUCAUUCUCCGAAUUCCUAAGCCAUUACUCUCGUAUAGAGAUCUGCACCCUGACCCCGGACACCAUCACCAGCGAUUCGGUAAAACACUGGGCCGUGACUAACCACGAUGGCACUUGGAGGAAAGGCUCCACCGCCGGGGGCUGCAGAAACAACGCGUACACAUUCUGGAUGAAUCCUCAGUUUGUGAUUAAGCUGGAUGAUGACAAUCCAGACGAUAAUGAGCCGGACUGCAGUUUCGUGGUGGGUCUGAUCCAGAAGAACCGACGCCGCCUGAGGAAAAUGGGAGAGGACAUGCACACCAUCGGCUUUGCUAUUUAUGAGGUACCUCCACAGUUUCAGGGUCAGCGGGACGUGCACCUCGAUAAGAACUUCUUCCUGACGCACGGACAGAAAGCUCGCUCUGAGACUUUUAUUAACUUGAGAGAGGUCUGCACGCGCUUCAAAUUGCCUCCAGGAGAAUACCUUGUUGUGCCUUCCACCUUCGAACCCAACCUGGACGGAGACUUUUGCCUGCGCGUCUUUUCCGAAAGACAGACCGAAACACUAAUAUGUGAUGACCCUGUGGAUGCUGAAUUACCUGAUGAGACUGUCUCAGACGCUGAAGUUGAAUCUGGAUUCAGAACCAUGUUCGUAAAACUCGCUGGAGCUGACAUGGAAAUCUCAGCCUCAGAGCUCAUGACUAUCUUAAACAGGAUCAUCGCAAAACGAACUGACAUAAAGACAGGCGGCUUCAGUAUGGAGACGUGUCGUGUCAUGGUGAACAUCAUGGAUGACAGUGGGAAUGGAAAACUGGGUCUGGGAGAGUUUGCUACUCUGUGGAAAAAAGUGCAGAAAUACCUUGGAAUUUACAAAAAGAAUGACAUGGAUGGUUCAGGAACCAUAAGCACUACAGAGCUGCGUAUGGCACUGAAAGAGGCCGGUUUCUGUCUGAAUAACGCUAUAUUUCAGCUGCUAGUGGCACGUUACUCUGAGACAGACAUGACCCUUGACUUUGAUAACUUUGUGGCCUGCCUCAUGCGUCUGGAGAUGAUGUUCCGGGUGUUCAAAAAGCUGGAUGCCCACCAAAGUGGAUUCAUUGAGCUGGACUUUCAGCAGUGGCUGAACUUUACCAUGAUUUAGAUGACUCGCCAACAGAUGGACCACGCCACUCAAUUAAUAUUUCAAGUGUUAAACUUUUAAAGAUAGUUAUUUACUUUUAUUUUUUAAAUUGUCUAUUGCACUUUUGACCAGUCUUACUUCCAGAUUUGGCAUGCUUUUAUUGUGCUUGACAUUGUCACACUAUUUUCGUUUACAAAUGGAAGCAUUGUUGAACUGGGAGUAUCUUAAACCACUGUGUAAUUAAACUGUGUGCAUUUUUUUCUCUCUAAAGAACAUUAUUAAAGACUUUUGAAACUGUA